Lasiosphaeria miniovina is the source of this 2184-nucleotide messenger RNA. Its product is annotated as ABC transporter transmembrane region 2-domain-containing protein. Lineage: Eukaryota; Fungi; Ascomycota; Sordariomycetes; Sordariales; Lasiosphaeriaceae. Gene Ontology annotation, molecular function: ATP hydrolysis activity; ABC-type transporter activity; long-chain fatty acid transmembrane transporter activity. The record is from RefSeq and is a predicted model, not a curated record. The transcript is spliced from 4 exons. The coding region runs from base 1 to 2184 and encodes 727 amino acids. Gene Ontology annotation, biological process: long-chain fatty acid import into peroxisome; fatty acid beta-oxidation; peroxisome organization. Gene Ontology annotation, cellular component: peroxisomal membrane.
AUGGCGCCGGCACAGUCGAAGCUGGCCACGCCCAUCUUGCUUCGCGAAAGCACCAUCCGCGCUGUCGUGUCGCAACUUACCCAGCUCUACCUCUCCAAUCGCACCCGCAUCUCGCGCGCCGUCUACAUUACGCUCUUCGUCGCCCUCAUCAACCGCGUGCGCAAUGCUAUCGCCGAGCAAAAGGCCGCCUCGGCCCAUGACGCCGCCAAGCGUUCCGAGCGCAAGGGCACCACGUCGUCCGUCUCGACGGCCGCCGACGACCAAGACGCCGCCGCCGCCGCCGCUGCCGCCGCAAAGAAGAAGAAGAAGGUCGAGCUCAACCGCGAGUUCUUCCGCUCCCUCCUCCGCCUGCUCCGCAUCGUUGUGCCCGGCUGGCGCAGCAAGGAAACCCGCCUCCUCAUCAGCCACAGCUUCUUCCUCGUCUUGCGCACCCUCAUCAGUCUCAAGGUCGCUGCCAUGGACGGCGCCAUCGUCAAGGCCCUAGUCAAGGGAAACGGCCGCGAGUUCCUGAUGCGCAUCGUCUGGUGGAUGUUGAUCGCCGUCCCGGCCACAUUUACAAACUCCAUGCUGUCAUAUCACCAGGCCGAGCUCUCGUUGAGGUACCGGACGCGCUUGACGCAGUUCAUCCACGACAAGUAUCUGUCGCAGUUGACCUUUUACGGUAUCUCGGCGCUCGACGACAGGAUUAAGAACCCAGAUCAACUCAUCGCCGUUGACGUAGCCAAGUUCUCCAACAGCCUGGCGGAGUUGUACAGCAAUUUGGCCAAGCCGAUACUCGACAUGACUAUCUACACCCUCUCUCUCUCAAAGAGCGUCGGUGGCGAGGGGGUUGUGUUCAUGGCCCUACUAGUACAGCUUUCGGCAAACGUGAUGCGCGUACUAACUCCCCCGUUCGGCAAAUACGUGGCGGAUGAGGCGAGGCUGGAGGGCGAGUUCCGCUUCCAGCACUCGAGACUAAUCGACCACGCCGAGGAAGUGGCGCUGUAUGCCGGCCACGAGGCCGAGAAGGAUACACUAGACAAGGGCUACUUUACCCUGAUCAAGCACGUCAACUACAUUCUGCGGCGGCGCUUCUACCACGGCUUCAUGGAGGACUUUGUCAUCAAGUACUUUUGGGGCGCUCUAGGCUUGUUGCUCUGCAGCGUCCCAGUUUUCGUCAAGCUGCCGGGCCAGGCCGUACUGAAUAUGGGUGACCGGACAGAGAGCUUCGUGACGAACCGUAGGAUGCUCCUGGGAGCGUCUGACGCCUUUGGGCGUGUCAUGUUCUCGUACCGCGAGAUCAUGGAGCUGGCCGGCUACACGUCGCGCGUCGCCUCGCUCCUCGAUGUCAUGGACGACAUCCAAUCGGGGCAUUUCGAGAAGAAGCUCGUCUCGAGCUCGGGCACCGAGAACAACGAGGCCGUGCUCCGGGGCAGGGGCAAGGUGGUUGAGAGUACAGAUAUCGAAUUCAUCGACGUCCCCAUCAUCUCCCCCAACGGCGACGUACUGGUCAAGGCGCUGUCCUUUUCUCUUAAGCAAGGCGACCACCUGCUGGUAGUGGGGCCCAACGGCUGCGGCAAGUCGUCGCUGUUCCGCAUCCUCGGAGGGCUGUGGCCCGUCUACGGCGGCACGGUGCACAAGCCGCCCUUCACCGACAUCUUCUACAUCCCGCAGCGGCCGUACCUGUCGCGCGGGUCGCUGCGGCAGCAGAUCAUCUACCCGGACGGGCUGCGCACGAUGCGGGCCAAGGGCGUGUCGGACGCGGACCUGAUGGCGGUGCUGCGCAUGCUCGGGCUCGAGCACCUCGUCGAGCUGUACCCCGAGGGCUGGGACGCCGAGGCCGAGUGGCGCGACGUGCUCUCGGGCGGCCUGCAGCAGCGCGUCGCCAUGGCCCGCCUCUUCUACCACCGCCCCCGCUACGCCAUCCUCGACGAGUGCACCAGCUCCGUCACCCUCGACACGGAGAAGGCCAUGUACGAGAACGCAAAGGCCCUCGGCAUCACCCUCAUGACCGUCAGCCACCGCCGCUCCCUGUGGAAGUACCACUCCCGCAUCCUCCAGUUCGACGGCCAGGGCAACUACGUCUUCACCGGCCUCGACGCCGAGAAGCGCCUCGCCCUCGAAGACGAGAAGGAGGACCUCGACGUCCUGCUGCGCCAGGUCCCCGAGCUCGAGAGGAGGAUUGAGGAGCUGACUGCUCUGUGA